UUAUUUGUUUGAUUAGCUAGCGUGUUAGAUAUGACUGUAGUUUUAUCAUAGCCAACUCAAAUUUGGCAAAGCUGGCAGUUCAUGGGUCUAUAAAUAGCAUUGCCGGGAUCACUAAAUGACUAACAGAAUGGCUGGAUGCUGCACUGAGAACUAGCUGAGCUUCCCGUACGAAGCGGUAUUAAUCUCAGUGCUGGCUGUGAGUUAUUUUCGUGCGGUCUGAGCGUGUAGAUAUGCAGCGAUUUAGAGUAAUACCUUAAAUAAAUGCCAGUUUGAUUACAAUGCCUUACUGCUUACUCUUGUUUUUCCAUUCCCAUAUUGUUUAUCUAGUUGCGUUAUUAAAAUUUCAGCGCUGCACAAAAAGAAGCUGAAAGGGUCAUUAAAUAUUUCAUUUCAGGGUAAUGACUUCAGCUGAAGAACGCACGUUCAUUGCCAUAAAGCCAGAUGGUGUGCAGCGAGGACUUGUGGGAAAAAUCAUCAAGCGAUUUGAGCAGAAGGGGUUUAAACUUGUCGGUAUGAAGCUUCUCCAUGCAUCGGAAGACCUCUUGAAGACUCACUACAGUGAUCUUAGUGAACGACCAUUCUUUCCUGGCCUGGUUAAAUACAUGCAUUCUGGCCCUAUUGUUGCCAUGGUGUGGGAAGGCAUGGAUGUGGUGAAGACUGGGAGAGUCAUGCUGGGUGAAACCAAUCCUGCAGACUCGAAACCAGGCACCAUCCGAGGUGACUUUUGCAUUCAAGUUGGCAGGAACAUCAUCCAUGGCAGUGAUUCAGUAGAUAGUGCCAACGCAGAGAUAAACCUUUGGUUCACUCCAGAGGAGCUGGUAUCAUAUACGAGUUGUGCAGAGAGCUGGAUCUAUGAUUAACCAAGCAGCCACAGCCCAUCAAACUCUUUGUUCCUUCUGUCUUGAAUUUAUGCUGUGUUUGUGAAUAGCAAACGCAUGUCAAUAAAUACUUGAAUACCA
This is a messenger RNA of Paramormyrops kingsleyae, 959 nucleotides long. RefSeq names its product NME/NM23 nucleoside diphosphate kinase 2a (gene nme2a). Gene Ontology annotation, biological process: UTP biosynthetic process; GTP biosynthetic process; CTP biosynthetic process. Lineage: Eukaryota; Metazoa; Chordata; Actinopteri; Osteoglossiformes; Mormyridae. Gene Ontology annotation, molecular function: nucleoside diphosphate kinase activity. The record is from RefSeq and is a predicted model, not a curated record.